This is a messenger RNA of Paramisgurnus dabryanus, 1029 nucleotides long. It is a transcript of the gene tnnt2e, whose product is annotated as troponin T2e, cardiac. Gene Ontology annotation, biological process: regulation of muscle contraction; cardiac muscle contraction; sarcomere organization. Gene Ontology annotation, molecular function: tropomyosin binding; troponin C binding; troponin I binding. Lineage: Eukaryota; Metazoa; Chordata; Actinopteri; Cypriniformes; Cobitidae. Gene Ontology annotation, cellular component: troponin complex. The record is from RefSeq and is a predicted model, not a curated record.
AUAUGUGCACAACAAAUGAAUUGUCUUAACUUGAUUCAGCAGCUUGAUAAUGAUGAAUACUUUGUAAUAUUUGCUACUAAUCAUUGCUAUGUUCACACUAUAGAGGAGGAAGUCGAAGAAGAAGUGCAGCCUCCACCAGAAGAAGAACCAGCCCCUGAGGUGGAAGAGGAGCCAGAACCUGAAACUGAAGAAGCCCCUGCUGAAGAGGAGGCCGCAGAUGAGUUGAAACCAAAGCCAAAGUUCAUGCCCAACAUUAGUGCUCCAAAGAUUCCUGAGGGAGACAAGGUGGACUUUGAUGACAUCCACAGAAAGCGUCAGGAGAAGGAUUUAACUGAGCUGCAGUCUCUGAUCGAAGCUCAUUUCAUCCAGAGGAAGAAAGAUGAAGAGGAACUGAUUGCUCUGGUCAACAGAAUUGAGAAGCGUCGUACAGAGAGGGCAGAACAGCAGAGAAUCCGUGCGGAUAAAGAGAAGGAGAGACAAGCUCGUCUGGCCGAGGAGAAAGAGAGAAGAGAACAAGAGGAACAGAGAAAAAAACUGGAUGAAGAUGCCAAGAAGAAGAAAGCUCUUACCAACAUGACGCACCAGUAUGGAGGAAUACAGCAAAAGGGAGAGGGCCGCAAAGGGGCAAAGAAACAGACGGAGAGAGAGAAGAAGAGGAAGAUCUUGGCGGAGAGGAGGAAGCCACUCAACGUUGAUCAUCUGUCUGAAGAUAAACUGAAAGAAAAGGCCAAUGAGCUCUGGCAAUGGAUGAUGCAGCUGGAGGCUGAGAAGUUCGACCUCGGCGAGAAACUGAAGAGACAGAAAUAUGACAUGAAUGUUCUCCAGGCCCGAAUCACUGAACAGCAGAAGUUUGCCAAAGGUCGUGGAAAGGGGAAGGUCGGGGGCAGGCUGAGGUAAACGUACAGCACGGGAAAGUACUCCGGCAAUCCAGAGGAUUUUGCCACCUUUGCAACAUAUUCAGAUGUGAUCAUUAUGAAAUGAUUGUGCUGUUUGACUGCAUGUGUGGAGACAGUAAAGUGACAUUGUUUA